AUGGAUUUUCCCAUAGUAUUUCAUGAUGCCAGUUAUGAAGGUUUUCGUCAAGAUAAACGGCAUCAAAACAUUGUAGCACGAAAUUCAAUGGCGACCAAUUUUAAUCUCGAAGAUGAGCAACGUCGAUUACAAGAAGAAAAUAUGCGUCGUUUACGUGAGCUCGAAUUGGCUCGAUUAAGCGAAGAACAGGAGCAGGAAGCUCGUAAAGAACUUGAAGAAUAUGAUGAAUCGGAACGUUAA
This is a messenger RNA of Rotaria socialis, 240 nucleotides long. NCBI's taxonomy places the organism in Eukaryota, Metazoa, Rotifera, Eurotatoria, Philodinida, Philodinidae. The record is from the annotation of a GenBank genome assembly.